GGCGCUUACGAAAAAGGAACGGAAGGCUAAUCGCGACGAACCAUGGCAGCACUGGCUGCUGCUUGCGGUGGUCCGGGAAGGAAGAAGUUGACCGCUUGGGUCACGGUUGCUGCCUUCCGCACGCAGGACAGAGAUCACGCGGUACUGUUGAGAAGAGGUUGUUCACAAUAUAAACCUGUAACCAGCAAUGAGGAUAUGCCUAUACCAAUGGAAAAUCCUUAUAAGGAGCCUCUGAAGAGAUGUAUCUUGUGUAAGAAACGUGUAGACUAUAAGAAUGUACAGCUUUUGUCCCAGUUUAUUUCUCCAUUUACUGGAUGCAUUUAUGGAAGGCAUAUAACAGGUCUUUGUGGGAAGAAACAAAAGGAAAUAACAAAAGCCAUUAAGAGAGCCCAAAUAAUGGGGUUCAUGCCUGUCACAUACAAGGAUCCUGCGUACCUCAAAGACCCUAAAGUUUGUAACAUCAGAUACCGAGAAUAAAUGUUAGGUUAUUGCUAAUAAACCUGCAAGUAGCUGUAUGUUAGCACUGACUCAAACAUUUGGGUAGAAAAGUAUUUCAACAAAUGAAAAAGGAAGUUUACUCACCACACACUCACUGUUUCAGGACAGAUUAACGUGUUAAUUCUCAUUACAUUGUACUAUUUUGAAUAAAGGAGGUGCUUUGUGGUUGUCA
Messenger RNA from Jaculus jaculus (lesser Egyptian jerboa), 670 nucleotides. It is a transcript of the gene Mrps18c, whose product is annotated as mitochondrial ribosomal protein S18C. The record is from RefSeq and is a predicted model, not a curated record. Gene Ontology annotation, cellular component: mitochondrial small ribosomal subunit; ribosome. Gene Ontology annotation, molecular function: structural constituent of ribosome; small ribosomal subunit rRNA binding. Gene Ontology annotation, biological process: mitochondrial translation. Lineage: Eukaryota; Metazoa; Chordata; Mammalia; Rodentia; Dipodidae. The transcript has 6 exons. The coding region runs from base 43 to 477 and encodes 144 amino acids.